AUGUCUGGAAAAGUUUACUUCAUCUCAGGUGGGAACCGUGGUAUUGGAUUCGAAUUUGUUAAACAAUUAUCAUCAAACCCUGAAAACACCAUCAUUGCAAGUGCAAGAGAUAUUUCAAAAGCUACUGAAUUGCAACAAUUAGCAGAUGCUCAAGGUAAUAUUAAGAUUGUCACUCUUGAUGUUGCUGACCAAACUUCAAUUGAUGCAUUGGGUGCUCAAUUAAAACCAAUUGCAAAAGAUGGUAUUGAUGUUAUGAUUUCAAAUGCUGGUAUUGCUCAAACUGCAGCUUUUGCCCCAGAGACAAAAAGGGAAACUUAUGAAAUCCAUUAUAGAACAAAUGCUCUCGGUCCAAUUUUCUUAACCAAAGCACUUUAUCCAUUUUUAAAGCAAAAAGAAACAAGACAUUUGGUUUAUAUUUCAAGUGAUGCAGGUUCUAUUGGUGCUCAACAUCCAGUAACCACAUCUGCUUAUGGUCAAUCCAAAGCUGCGUUGAAUUAUAGUGUUAAGGAAAUCAGUUUUGAACUAGGUGCUGAAGGUUUCGUUGCAGUCGCCUUACACCCAGGAGCAGUUGUUACUGAUAUGGGUCAAGAAGCAAUUGCAGCUUUCCAAGAAUACCAACCAGCAUUAUUGGAGCAAUUCAAAGACAUCAUUAAGCAAUACCAACCUGAAGAAAGUGUCAAAUUAUUAUUGGAUAAUGUCAUUUUAAACUUGGACAAAGAAAAAAAUGGUAAAUUCUUCAACCUUUUAGGUGAAGAGAUCGUCUAUUGA
Hansenula anomala is the source of this 768-nucleotide messenger RNA. RefSeq names its product SDR family oxidoreductase. The coding region runs from base 1 to 768 and encodes 255 amino acids. The record is from RefSeq and is a predicted model, not a curated record. NCBI's taxonomy places the organism in Eukaryota, Fungi, Ascomycota, Saccharomycetes, Phaffomycetales, Wickerhamomycetaceae. The transcript has a single exon.